CAAAGUUGCAGAUCCGAACUAGUUCCUUGCCCUACCGCAUCGCCGUCCGUCGUCCUCCGGCGCCGGUCACUUUCCGAGGGCCUCUUCCUGUCUCUCUAUCUCCCUCACCACUCCUCUCUGUCUUUCUCUCUAUCUCUCUCUCUUUUGCUGUCGCCAUGAUUAUCGGAGUGUCUCGUGCUCUGUCUUCGCCUUCUACGGUUGGCAGAAUGUUGAAGACAUGCCUGUGCAGAGCAUCUACUUUUGUUAAUGAUAAAAAAGAAGCAGCGUCGGUGUCGGAGACCAAGCUGAGCUCCAUCCAUCCUACUGCAAUUGUUCACCCUGAUGCUAUCAUUGGAGAGGGCGUCUCAAUUGGUCCAUUCUGCACAGUUGGAUCAGGUGCAAGGCUUGGGGAUUCCUGUCAAUUGCAUGCGGGGAGCCACGUAUUUGGCAACACUGAGUUAGGAGACGGCUGCGUUCUACUGACUGGUGCCAUCGCUGGUUGUGAUCUACCAGGAUGUACGGUUAUUGGAAGUAAUAACAGAAUCGGGUAUCAUGCCGUUGUUGGUGUGAAGUGCCAAGAUAUGAAAUACAAGGAAGGAGAUGAAUGCUUUCUCUACAUGGGGAAUAAUAAUGAUGUCAGAGAGUUCGCAUCCAUUCAUCGUUCUUCCAAAGCUACUGACAGAACUGUUAUUGGUGACAAAAAUCUUAUCAUGGGUUGUUGUCAUAUUGCUCAUGACUGCAGAGUGGGUUCCAGCAAUAUCUUUGCUAAUAAUUCUCUUUUAGCUGGCCAUGUUGUUGUGGAAGACUUUGUUCAUACUUCAGGGGCUGUUGCUGUUCAUCAAUUUUGCCACAUUGGAUCAUAUGCAUUUGUUAGUGGGGGUUCUGUUGUUUCUCAAGAUGUCCCUCGAUAUAUGAUGGUAGCUGGAGAUAGAGCAGAACUUCGUGGCUUGAAUUUGGAGGGCCUACGUCGUCAUGGGUUCUCAAAUACUGAGAUCAAAAGCUUGAGAGGGGCUUACCAAAAAAUAUUCAUGCCUAUAGGGCUGGAUUCCAGCAGCUUUGAGGACAGGAUGCUGAGUGUGGAGCAAACUGAAGAAUUGUAUAAUUUACCGGUUGUGAAGUCUAUGAUGCAAUCAAUUCGGGAUUCUUUCCAGCACAAUCGACGCGGCAUUUGCAAUUUCAGAAAUCGGAUCUCUCUUGAGGAGUGAAUAUUGGGGGUACUAGUGUGGAUUUCCCUGAGCAAAGAAUGUACUCCAAGGCAAUUGCAAUGUUGUCAUAUGAAAAAGGCUGGUGUGGAAUCUUAUGUGGCAGAUUGCAACAGUAUAUGUUACAUGUGGUCAAGUGAUUUGAAUGCUUAAGCAUCUUAUUCUUGCAGGACCCUCAAAAUCCUCAAAUUCUUCAAACAUGGUUCAUGGUUUUUCAGUGGAAUAUCCUGUCCCCCUAGAAGUUUUUAGACUGUAAAAACAGUGAUCAAUUGUAACAGUGAUAUCUCUGUAACCUUAUAUUUGGAAACCGAAAAGAUAGUUUAGGUGUU
Molecule: messenger RNA, 1510 nt
Organism: Nymphaea colorata (pocket water lily)
Lineage: Eukaryota; Viridiplantae; Streptophyta; Magnoliopsida; Nymphaeales; Nymphaeaceae
Product: probable acyl-[acyl-carrier-protein]--UDP-N-acetylglucosamine O-acyltransferase, mitochondrial
Exons: 11
Coding region: 156-1184 (342 amino acids)
Biological process (GO): lipid biosynthetic process
Molecular function (GO): acyl-[acyl-carrier-protein]-UDP-N-acetylglucosamine O-acyltransferase activity
Source: RefSeq, a predicted model, not a curated record